Messenger RNA from Gilbertella persicaria, 1459 nucleotides. RefSeq lists its product as uncharacterized. Gene Ontology annotation, molecular function: DNA-binding transcription factor activity; protein dimerization activity. Gene Ontology annotation, biological process: positive regulation of transcription by RNA polymerase II. Bases 232 to 1122 code for a protein of 296 amino acids. The transcript has 5 exons. Gene Ontology annotation, cellular component: RNA polymerase II transcription regulator complex. NCBI's taxonomy places the organism in Eukaryota, Fungi, Mucoromycota, Mucoromycetes, Mucorales, Choanephoraceae. The record is from RefSeq and is a predicted model, not a curated record.
AGCACUUGCCAUGUAUUUAUAAAAAGACAAGCAACUUUGCUUUUCUCUCUUUCUCUCUUUCUUUUUUCUUAUAAUCAAUUUCUCUUUUCUUUUUUUCUUCAGCAGCAGUAAUAGAAAAAAAAAGUUCUGUAUUUCAUACCCCCACUUUUUUUUUACAUUCACUUUCUUAUCCCCCAUACCAAUCCUUAGUUUUCUAUUCCUUCAUUUAUAACCCACAUCUAUUAAAAAAAAAUGAACAAGCUUCACUGGUCUCCUGAAUAUCCUUAUGAGUGCCCUGUCCCUCAACAGCAACAACAAUACAUGUCCAAGACUGAUAUUGAACAACAAACAAAUUUGAUGUAUCCUGUCUCUCCUUUUUAUGCUAGUUCACCUUCUGCAUCACCUACUAGUGUCAUGUAUGGCAAUGAGUCUUUUGUCACCAGUCCUUCUUACAUUCAUGCUGGUCCUGGAAGCCCAGAUUCUUUAAUGUCUCUUUCCGCACCCAUCUACCAAGUCCCACCCCCACUUGUUCAAUCCUCCUCCAGCUCCACGAUCCGCUCGAAUGGUAGCACCACAAGUUCCGCUGCUGCCACUGCUUAUUUGAAUGAAACUAUUGCUAAAGCUUCAGCAUUACCUGAAUCCUUUUAUCCCGAGUUUCUUCAAUACUCAAAGGAAUCGUUUGAACAAACAACUGGGCGUAUCAGUAAGAAGCGUGCCCGAUCGGAUGAAGAUAAGGCUCAAAAGCAAUUCUCUUCUGAUGAAGAUGAUGAAGAUGAAGACCAAAGACAACAACAGCAGCGUCCUGCUCGCAAGCAAAAAGUUGAACAAGAUGCCACUGCUACCAGUGUCUCUGAAUUAAGACGCCAGAUCCAUAUUCAAUCGGAGCAAAAACGUCGUGCUCAGAUUAAGGAUGGUUUUGAAGAUUUGCGUACUGAAUUGCCUGCCUGUUUGAACAAGAAGAUGAGCAAGGUUACAUUGUUACAUAGAACUGUUCAACAUAUUCAACAUUUGAAAUCAACUCAAAUGACAAUCUUGGCUGAGCUUGAACGCCUUGUACAGGAAAAUGAACAACUCCGCAGUUUCCAACAAAGUGUGUUACAAAAGCAAGCUCUUGAAAACAUGUAUUCAAUUGGAAAUAUGUAAAGAAAUCAAUUAAUCAAGACUAUACAUUGCAUCUACAUAUUUAUUUUCUACAUAAGGCAUUUUAUUAUUCAGAACAUACCCCCCGUUUUAUUUUUUUUUUAUAGACAAGCAUCCUCAUCUUUUUAAAAAAAGAAAAAAAAAUAUAUAUCUUUCUUUUUAAGCUCUUUUAUAUACGAACAUCUUCCCCCUCUCCUCUACUCUUUUUAUAUACAAAAGAAGUGGCUUUUGUGUGAAGAAUCCUUUUCCCCUCUCUCUUCCCCCCCUCCUCUUUUUUUUUACUUUUCUUACGACAAAAAAAAAGGACUAAGCCCAAUAAUAAAAUAAUAUGAUUCACACA